Molecule: messenger RNA, 1354 nt
Organism: Hypanus sabinus (Atlantic stingray)
Lineage: Eukaryota; Metazoa; Chordata; Chondrichthyes; Myliobatiformes; Dasyatidae
Gene: insyn1
Product: inhibitory synaptic factor 1
Exons: 2
Coding region: 209-1117 (302 amino acids)
Biological process (GO): inhibitory postsynaptic potential
Cellular component (GO): postsynaptic density
Source: RefSeq, a predicted model, not a curated record
UCCCAACCGGUCGCCAGCACUCUGUGCUGAACAGCCAUGUAAGAGGUCGGGGAAGCGAGAGCGAGAUCCCCGAGCGGCGUUACUUUUGGCGUGAAGAUGGUGAAUCCUCCCCUUGUGUCUCAGACACUGGCAAGUGUACGGAAGAUCAGCGAGCGAAACGGCGAGGAGGAUGGGCGGUGUGGGCCGCCGUUUGCCACCUCUCUGAAUAAUGUCAUCGAGGGUCGGUGCUCCCCAGGAGUCCAAUGAGAUCUCCCCACAGCCCUCGGUCAGGGAAGCGAUCCGAAACCGCAUGAAAAUGGUCAUCGAUCAGUUGGAAGUUAUCCUUGCGGAGCUGAAAGCGGUGGCAAAGGAGCUGAAGGAGGUAGUGAAACAGAUUGACAAGCUGACAUCUGAUUUUGAUUUUGAGUUGGAGCCAGAUGACUGGACAAUUGCCACAGUAAGCAGCACCUCCAGCAGUGACACGACCAGGAACCAUGAGCGAUGUGGGGCUUUUUCGGACUAUGCGCAGCUGGGCUUCCUCACACCAGACAUCCUUUCGGACAGCUGGGAGUUUUGCUCUUUUCUGGAGCCGCCACCGGAGGCACCCAAGGGUGACCCAGGAGGGGAUGACAAGGAACUGCCGGCCACCCCGUCAGAACCUGACUACAGGUUGAUGAAUGGAGGGUUAAUCCCGAACGGUCCAGCAGGUUGUGGUCCUGACUCAUCCAGCGAGGAGACUAUCAGUGGUGCCCCCUGUCACAAGUCGCUCUCGAGGAGCUCCGGCACCAGGGAGAGGGUGCGCUUCAGCGACAAGGUCCUCUAUCACGCCCUCUGCUGCGAUGACGAGGAGGAGGAGGAACAGCAAAAGGACACAGCCACCUCGAGCACUGCCACCACCACCACGGGUGAAGGUGUUGACAGGGGGUGCAGAGAGACCCUCAAAACGCCGUCCUCCGUCCCCAACCCGCGCCAGCACAGCCACCCGCCCCCAGUAACAGCCAAAAGCAAUCCCUCGACUCGGAAAAAAGUCAUGAGGAAUAACAGCACACAGACGGUGUCCCACAAAAGCACUCAGACGCUCCUGUCAUAUGGGCCCUCUAAACCGCAACCGGACUCAAAGAAAGGAGAUACAAAGUAGCUACCGCCCAACCCCUCCCCUUUACCCCACUCCGGAAAAGAAACUGCUUGACUACCUAGUGGCAUCACGAGGCUCAGGGAUUUUCGAUAAAAUAAAAAUGUUUUACAAAAAAAAGGUAGAUUCCAAGAUUUUGCACCAUUGACUCAUUGCAUAAAGAAAAUGCACUUUAAGGAUCUACUUUUUUAAGCUUUAUUUUACUUGAUACCUUCAAGAUUUAGGAGGCUUUUAUUUUUGUCU